UGGCAGGCUCCCGCCCGUCCGCGGGUAAAUAGGUGAAAAUGGGGCUUGCCAACGCAAGUUCGUUAAUUUCGGCCCUAGACGCGUUAUGUUAUCCCGCACAGAGCAAAUUAGGGAACGUAGGCUGGUCAAAAUUAUCCUGAAUUCGCGUCCAUCACCAGCACUCGUUUCUCCCGCACAAACGGGCUGAGUGCUUCAACGGCUCUCCUUAUGAAGACUUUUGAUCACUAACGGCUCACAAGACUUAAGCACAGACUACGGAGGUUAGAUAAGUUGAACCGCCUGUGGGUCGUGGCUGAAUUUAUCCAUCCUCUACUCAAUGUUCAAGCAGUUGGAGUUGAUACUGAAGAGUUGGUUCUGUUGUUUUUUACAGCCUGAUACUACUUGUUUGGUCCGUUCGCAAUUUAUCGUCUGUUUGUCUUCCUUUGAGUCAGCUGCUAGCAGGACGGCCUGCGAGCUUGUUCGAACAAAUAGGCCCGCGAUACGAGCCACCUGAUUGUCUCGUAAACUGCUGGAAUGACAAGUAUCACUGCAACUGUUCUUUUUUUAGACAACCGUAGGUGACCCUAUAUUAGUUCGCUAUGGAUGAAAAAGAAACCACGGGACACGCACACGUAGCAUCGGAGCUAGACGUGUUGGAACCCCCACUGUUCUCAGCGACCCCUCGAUCUGCCCUUGUUGAGAUUCGUUUGGUGAAUGUCCACUUUCCGUUCGAACCAUACGAAAUCCAGAAAGAUUAUAUGUCAGCUGUCAUCGAGUGCCUGCAGAAACGUUGGAAUGGUCUUCUUGAAAGCCCCACAGGCACCGGAAAAACCCUUAGCCUAUUAUGCGCUUCAUUGGCGUGGUUGGAAGAUCGGAAAGCGGCCCUCCAAUUGCAAGGAACGGGUGGUACGUUAGCUGGCCUUCGAUCUCCAGACCCCCAAAUCGGCUACAGUUCAGUGCCCAGUACAACUAGUGGGAGCCUUUCAUCGUCGUUCGACCGAUCGACCCAAAUUCUUUAUUCAUCCCGAACACAUUCUCAACUAUUGCAAGCCAGCCGUGAAUUGAAGCGAACCCGUUAUGGUUAUAUGAACAGUAUUGUUCUUGGUUCGCGUGAUCAGCUUUGUAUAAAUUCCGAGGUUAACACAUUGCCUUCGUCUCAACAGAAGAUUCGAAGAUGCCAAGUGCUCGUUAACACAAGAGCCUGUGAAUUUUACCGCAACUAUGAGACAAAAGUUAGCCAUGAAGACUACUCAAAAAAGCACGUUAUCGAUAUCGAGGACCUCGUAACACUGGGACGACGGCACCAAUGCUGUCCUUACUACGCGACAAAGAUUCUUCGCAAAAAAAGUGACGUAAUCUUUGUCCCGUACAAUUAUAUCGUCGACCCGUCCACCCGUCGAUCGCAGGCUAUCGAACUGGAUGGAAACGUUGUCAUUUUUGACGAAGCUCAUAAUAUCGAGUCGUUUUGUGAAGACUCAUUAUCGUUUUCGAUGAGCUCGACUGAUUUGGCCGCAUCCGUGAAGGAGCUCGAUGGCAUCAGUGCUACGCUAGUAAAUGGUGAAAAUGCUGAUACCCUUGAUUUCGACGUGAAUGAACUAUCCGUACUAAAAACCAUGUUGCUUGAACUUGAGCAGAAGUUUGACAACGCCUCUGAGACGGGAAAGCACUACGACGGCGACUUUUUGGUCGUGAUGCUGAAGGAAACGGAAAUCGAUGCUCAACAUGAAAAGAUCAUCGGUCUGUUAGAUUCGAUUCUCAAGUACAUACAAAGCGUAUCAACUCAGGGCAUUUGGGGCCCAAAAGGAGCUGGUCUCCAGAAAACGUUAGAUAUGCUAAACACGGUUUAUUCAGGCGGUACGCUUAAUCAACUAAAAAAAAGCUUUAAGCUAUAUUUUGAGCAACAGAAAGAGACUACAAAAGAAGUGUUUGUUAUUGAGAAAAAAAAGAAAAAAUGGGAUCUGUGUUUCGUCUGUUUAGCUCCGGGGGUUCGGAUGAAUUCCAUCAUAAUGGCAGGAGUACAUUCACUGAUUCUCACAAGUGGUACCCUUUCUCCAAUGAAAACAUUGGCAACGGAAUUGGGCGUCCCUUUUCAAGUGCAACUGAGUAACGAUCACAUUAUUACACCUGAUAAAAUCGCAGUAAUGUGCAUUCCUCAGGGACCCGAUCGGACCGAGCUGAUUUCCACAUACCAAAAUCGAAAAAAUGACAAGUACAUUCGUAGCCUUGGGCUCACUAUAAACGAGAUGAGUCGACGAAUUCCACAUGGAAUAUUGGUGUUCUUCCCAUCGUUCGCGUGCAUGAAAUCUCUCGUGGAACAGUGGAACGAAAUGGGAAUCCUGAAAAGGCUCCGUGAGAACAAAUUGCUCUUGCAAGAAGAAUCAGGUUCGGCAUCGUUCACCGCGACGAUUCAAUGCUAUCGCGAUGCUGUUGUGAGUAAUCCUCAGGGAGCGAUGCUUUUCGCUGUUUGCCGAGGUAAAAGUUCAGAAGGUGUUGAUUUUUCAGACGAAUAUGCCCGAGCUGUGGUUAUCAUCGGAAUUCCAUAUGCACCAAAAGAGGACAACCGCGUUAUGCUUAAAAUGGAGUAUCUAAAUAAGUAUGGUUCAAGCGGCAUCAACGGAAUGGCAUGGUAUCAGAUUCAGGCUAUCAGAGCGAUAAAUCAAGCUAUUGGAAGGGUCAUUCGCCACCGAAACGAUUUCGGAAUGAUCUUGUUCCUAGACAAACGCUUUUCAGAGAUGGCAAUCGUUAAUGAACUCUCGAAAUGGGUCCGAAACAAAGUUGAAACAAUCCGUGAGUUCCGCAAAGCCCUCGUUGGUGUAUCGACGUUUUUUCAGGCUCAUAGUGUGUGCGUACGUAGCCGAAACACUAAUUUUGCGGAAGAUAACGGAAGUAAUUAUAUGGGUUUCAUCAACAGCGCCCAGAGGCUACCUUCAGAGGCGGGCAGUUCUAAGGUUUCAAUAUCGCAGAAGGUAGUAAUUGAUGUUGACGAAGAGGUUGGUAAGACAAGUCGUAAGCUUGUCGAGUUUUACAAGAAUACAAGAAUAUCUGGUGAUACUGAAAUCACAGCAAUUCGAAGUAAAAGUGUGCUUGAAGCAGUUGAGGAAUUUUCCAAGCAACGCGGCCCUGUAAUCGACAGUUUGCCAACAUUAGUUGGUUUAAAGAAGCGAUCCUCCGAAGUUUUUGCAAAAAAAGAGGUUCAUAAGAGAAAAAAAUUAAAUGUGCCUCUUCACGAUAUGUUAGGAGGAGAUAAAGCUAACGUAAAAGUUCAAGAAGACGCCGACGCUAAACUUGAAACAAUGGGAAAUCCCUUUCCCUUGGAUUCUUCUCCAUCUAAGUCAGAUGAGCGAAACGGGACACAGGAUUUGGCCAUUAUGGACUCCACAGUAUAUGAUGCUAAUCGGCGAAAAGAUGCUCUAGAAGUAAUGAAAAAUAUUAUGAGCGAGUUCCAGAAACAUUGUAACCAUGUUGCCGAUUGGAGAACACGUGUUACUGAGGCAAUAAAAACUUAUCGACAAACCCAUGAUCUAAGCUUAUUUUGUCAUAUGCUCUCCGAUCUCUUGGUGGAUGCAAAGGCCCAACUAGGCCUAUCCCUUUUAUUGAAUAUAUCGAAAUUAACGCCGAAACAUAAGUCUAAACUGGGUAUGGAGAUCAUUGCAAGGGUGGUCCUCCGGCCAAACUCAUCGGAAGCAGUCGCUUUAAAGAACUUGGCAGAUAACUUGAACGUUAUCAAGUCGGCCUUCAUAGUCGUACAAGUCCUCCGUUGGGUUUUGGAGGGUUCCGAUCAAACAAAGGAACUGAAGCAGUUUUUUGGAUACUAUCCACCAUGUAAAAUUAGCACGGACGAGUUUAACAAACUGUACGCACAGCCGCUACCUUCGCAAAAAGCGAUCCUUGAGCGGAUCAAGUCGGCCAUGUCUACCCAGGAUUAUAGGGUUGUUCUCAGGGCAUUGAAAAAUUUCACUAUCAAUAAAGAUGUCACUGUUCUAGUCAAUGAUAUGGAACUACGAAGUAAGCUCUCUGAUGAUCUUCGUGAGGACUUUGUAAUGCUUCUAAAUGUGAGGUAUUAUGUAGAUUUCAUGGUCGGCAUGUGUAAAUAGUUAUGUAAAUGAUGUUUCUUCUUGUUUUUAUAAUCUAAUAAUUGGCAUAAAUUGAUGCCAGCUAAUCUAAGAACUAAAUAAAAUAACGUAUUUUUAUGUAGGCGAUGCUAUCAUCAUAUACCAGGUCUCUCUUAUGUUAGUGUUCAAUAAAAUAGUAGCAUAAAUUUACACUGUUCCAUUAAAAGGUGGCCGAUCAUGAUAGCUAAACGUAUUUAAUAAACGCUUCGUUUACGCUA
Molecule: messenger RNA, 4309 nt
Organism: Varroa destructor (honeybee mite)
Lineage: Eukaryota; Metazoa; Arthropoda; Arachnida; Mesostigmata; Varroidae
Product: regulator of telomere elongation helicase 1 homolog
Biological process (GO): telomeric loop disassembly; regulation of double-strand break repair via homologous recombination; negative regulation of t-circle formation
Cellular component (GO): nucleus
Molecular function (GO): DNA binding; ATP binding; DNA polymerase binding
Source: RefSeq, a predicted model, not a curated record